Molecule: messenger RNA, 3004 nt
Organism: Pelodiscus sinensis (Chinese soft-shelled turtle)
Lineage: Eukaryota; Metazoa; Chordata; Testudines; Trionychidae
Source: RefSeq, a predicted model, not a curated record
GUUACAGUAGUGCUGAUUCUUUUCCUUCCCACCUACUUUGAAUGCAGACUGGCUCUCUCUUUAAUCAGUAUGCUGACGGUGAAAUGAGAGGCAAUAGGAAAAAGUGCACCUUAUUCAAGUGCCUUUCGGGAUUUUGAUGUUGAGAAUUGUCAGAAGUGAGUCGUCAAAGCAUAAUGAUGCAGUCUUUCCCCGCCAAACGGAUCCCUGUAGUAUACAGCAUUCCAGCUCCCAGUGAUUCUGAAUGUGGAUCUGGACAGAGUCUGAAUCUUCAACAUAUUCGGUCUUCUCAAGAAGAAAUUUCAUGUCUGCAGUGUUGUUUUUUUAAACAGAUGAAUAUGCAUUUCUGGAGGGGGUGGCUUCUUGGAAUUUUACCUCUGAUUUCCUUAGUAGCCACUAUAUUUGUGUUGGUCCUGUACUAUUCAUUAUCUCCAGCAUUCUCCUUUAUCUAUAUUGGUGGAAGUGUAGAAAUACCCAACUUGACCUACACAAGUGACCUCGCUGAUCCAAAGUCACAGAAAUUUAUAAUGCAAGCAGAAACAAUCCAGAGCUAUUUUGCAGAACUAUAUGAGUCUUCUACAUUAGGGGAAUAUUACUUGAAAACUGUUGUUGCUGCAUUUAGCGAAGGAGAAGGUGGUCUCCGAGCUUACUACUGGAAUACAUUCUGGGCACCGCAAGAGAUAGUUGACUCUUUCAAAAGAUUAACCUCACUGAAACAAAAGGAAAUAAUCAGUAAACAUACACUUCAGACUGCUAAUUCUUCUGCUGAAUCCUUUCUUAUGACAGAUGAUUUUGAUCUCUCAACAACGGAUCUGUUUGUUUCAGAUUCUUCAGACUAUGAUGUGACAUUGAAGUCAGCAGUAUCCUUUGACUUGUAUGCAAAGCCAGGUAACAACAGGACUUUAACUUUGAUGAAUCCUAAGAAAUCUUUUUAUCAGUGGAGGCUGCGUGUUCCUUCUAAUUAUAUCGUGAGACUUGUAGUCCUUACGUUGCAUGGUGUCACUCCAGGGAGUUGUGCAUCACACAGAUUAUCUGCAUAUGAUUUCCUCCUUCCUCUUCAGAACAAGAUCAUUACAAGGUGGUGUGGAGUAUCAGGAGUCUGGGGUUCUCCUGUCAUACGGUUAACUUCAUCGAGUAAUGUUAUGCUGGUCACCUUCUCACUGGACAGAAGACAAGAGAGCAACAUGCUAAAAGCAUACUUCCAAGCUGUUCCUAAAGUUGUCUGUGGUGGUCAGUACAGCUCUUGGAAUGGGACGGUGAGCUCCCCUUAUUACCCAAGCUACUAUCCUCCAAACAUUGACUGCAGCUGGCUAAUCCAAGCACCCCUGCCUGGGUAUAAGUUAUCGCUAAAUAUCCUUGUCAUACAAAUUCAAGAGAAGUCUCCAGGGUCCAAUAAAUGUGAUAAGGACUGGUUAGAAAUAGAUGGAGUUAGAUAUUGUAAAGCUAUUGCCGAAGGCAAGAGAAACAAGGAAUAUGGCGAUUCAAUUGUGAUUAAUUUCCAUUCAGAUGAACUGGUCACCCACAGAGGGUUUUAUAUUGAAUAUAAAGCAUUCAGCCACACGGACCCAUGUCCUAAACAAUUUAAAUGUACAGACAGAACAUGCAUUCCUUUAAACAAUCAAUGUGAUGGAUGGAAAGACUGCUCUGAUGGCAGUGAUGAAUUAGACUGUGGAUGUAAUCCAGAGGAGUCUAGUUGUCAUGAUGCAAAGUGUAAACGCCGUUCAAAGACUUGCAAAGGGGAUGAUAGUUGUGGAGAGGAUAGUGACGAAAAUGAUUGCCCCUAUAAAAGUUGUUCCUCAUAUGCAUAUAAAUGCCUGAAUGGAAAAUGCCCCACAAAACCAAACCCAGAAUGUGAUGGAAUAAGAGACUGUGGAGAUGGAUCUGAUGAAAUGAACUGUGCUUGUGGAAGAAGCCAGUUAAAAAGGACUAGGAUUGUUGGUGGUGAAGAUGCAAGAUCUGGAAAGUGGCCUUGGCAAGCAAGCUUGCAGAUGGGGAUGCAUGGCCAUAUUUGUGGUGCAUCUGUUGUUUCAAAUAGGUGGCUGUUAUCUGCUGCCCAUUGUUUUCUGGACUCUGAUUCUAUAAGAUACUCUGUGCCUUCUGGCUGGAAAGCGUACAUGGGCAUACGGAUCAUUAACAAAAACAGCAAUCAUGUAGCUAUGAGAUCAAUCAAAAGGAUUAUUGUCCAUCCACGGUAUGACCAAUAUAUCUCAGACUAUGACAUUGCCCUGUUGGAAAUGGAGACACCAGUAUUCUUCAGUGAGCUGGUUACCUUGCCAAAACACUGCAAGAAGCUAAAGUGAAAAUAAUUAACCAAAGUGUUUGCAACAAGCUGUAUGAUGAUCUGAUCACCUCUCGAAUGCUGUGUGCUGGAAAUCUUAACGGCGGCAUUGAUGCAUGCCAGGUAAAAGUGAAAAUUGUAGGAAAACUGUCGUCGUUUAAUUCCUAUGUAUAUCAGGAAUGUGUUUGGUUUUGACUCUGUGAUGGAGCACAGAGUUUUGGAAUUGUGGUUGACAUACAUAAGAAUCUCAGAAGCAGGGUGGUAAGUUUGACAGACAGUAGUUGAAUCCUUUGAAACAAAUGCUGCAUUUCAAAACAAUAGGUAAGAUCAGGUGUGUUGAUAUUGUUCUGCUGUGAGACCUUGUAUUGGUUCUGGCUGAAGGGGAUGCAGGAAAGAAAGAGAUUGAGUUAGGACUGUUUGUGGAAUCUUAAUGAUGAAUUUUUAAUUCUUAAACUUAUGGGUGAACUCAAGGUGGAAUUCCUUCUUUUCAUCUUUCUUUUUGUACUGCUCUAUGAUCAGCUGCUUGUUCAAUGGAAUGAUUCAGACAAGAGAGGUAAGUCGCUAUUCACAUUCUUCUCGUCUUCUUUGCAUCUCCUUGUUGCCAUUGUGUUCCAUUUAGAUUUGUCAGGAUUAGUUUUUAUUUAAUAACUAGCCAGUUAGCCUGUCAUAAGAUGGGAUUUUCAGGUCUUCUUUCUUGAGUACUCUCGCUCUGUCUGUCUGUCUGUUGCU